This is a messenger RNA of Pyrus x bretschneideri (Chinese white pear), 306 nucleotides long. RefSeq lists its product as uncharacterized. Bases 1 to 306 code for a protein of 101 amino acids. The transcript is spliced from 2 exons. The record is from RefSeq and is a predicted model, not a curated record. Lineage: Eukaryota; Viridiplantae; Streptophyta; Magnoliopsida; Rosales; Rosaceae.
AUGGGGAGUCCUCCUGCGAAGAAAGUCCUGAUCACCUCCAAUGGCGACGAGAUUUCACAGAGCAUCGCCUUCUCUCUGGCCCAACGCGGCUGCAGGUUGGUGUUGAUGGGAAAAGAGAGCUUCCUGAGGCGCUUUGUGCAGAAAAUAACGGCCUCACUGGAGGGUGAGGUGGCGCCGGUGGAGAUGGUGGACGUGGACGUGGAGGACGAGAGGGAGGGAGCUUUUGAUGAGGCGGUGGAGAAGGCAUGCAACAUCCUGGGUAAUUUGGAUGCCUUUGUGCAUUGCUAUAGUUACGAAGGUCUAUAA